AUGAUUCUCUCUAUGAUUCAAAUGGGACAGUCCUUUGACAAACUAUACUUUGCCAGUGAGGCUUAAUUAAUUAAGGUUCAUAUUUGUGUAUCAACUCGCACUGUGACCCAGACGUCAUGGAUAAUUUAUUGCAUUAUAAUUGUAAACGAUAAGUACGAGUAUGUAGAAAUUAUUAAGUACAUAUAUAACAAACGAAUGCGCCAGUCGUUGCCAAGUUUUGCAUCCGGGCAGAUUCGCGAUGUUACUGUGUAUACCGUUAUUAAUUUUAGUGUUAUUUAUUGGGUUGCAUUUGCACAUUAGAUAUAGUCAUGCAGGCCGACUAAUCGCCAAAAUUCCUGGACCAAGAGGGUGGCCUCUGAUAGGAAACAUCUUUCAGGUUUUAUUACCGCCAGAUGAACUAUUUUUAUUUGCAAGAAAACUGCGAGCUGAGAUUAAAGGACCAAUAAUAAAACUAACUUCUUUCAAUGUUCGCGUUAUUAACAUUUACGACCCACUGGAUAUCGAGACAAUACUGUCUACAACCCGUUUUAACGAAAAACGCAUUCCGUACACUUUCCUAGCACCCUGGCUCGGCCAAGGAUUACUAGUGAGCAACGGAAAUAAAUGGCACCAAAGGCGAAAGUUGCUAACUGCGGCGUUUCACUUCAACAUUCUGAAGCAGUUCAGCCAUACGAUUAUCGAGCAAACGGAGGAGCUGGUGGGCUGUGUGCAGGCCGACCUCGGCAGCCCCAGGACCGAUUUGCUGCCUAUCAUAACCAAGGCAACUCUUCGCAUUAUGUGCGAGACUUCCAUGGGUACGUCAUUACGUGAAGGUACAGAAUCAAAAAAAUACUUUUCAGCGCUCCAUACGAUUGGUUAUUGUAUAGUCAACCGAAUGAUCCGACCUUGGCUGUAUCCCGAUGGAAUAUUUUACCUCUCUGCAUUUUGGAGAAUGGAAAAGUCUGCCUUGAAAUAUUUACAUAAAUUUACAAACCAAGUUAUUCUAGAAAGGAAAUUUUCCAAAGCUACUAAUGAGAAAGUUAAUGACGGUUCGGAAGUGCAUGGUCAAAAAAAGAAACAAGCAUUUUUGGACUUGCUUCUUGUCAACGAAAGGGAUAACAAAAUAGACGAGACUGGAAUUAGGGAAGAAGUGGACACGUUUAUGUUUGAGGGUCACGAUACAACUGCUAUGGCGCUUUGUUUUAUGAUAAUGAGGAUCGCCAACGAACCAAUUGUCCAAAAUUGUAUUUACGAGGAGCUGCAACGUAUAUUUGGAAACGAUAGUCAUCGACAAGUGACAUUCGAAGACCUGGGCGAGAUGAAGUAUCUGGAGUGCUGCAUCAAGGAGUCCCUGCGCCUUUACCCCAGCGUGCCAUUUAUCGCUCGCCACAUGACUGAAGACGUUACAUUAGGAGGCUAUAGAGUACCAGCUGGUACUAUUUGCCAGAUCAACGUCUUCGAUAUCCACCGAGAUGAAGCUCUUUACCCAGACCCUGAACGAUUUAUACCGGAAAGGUUUUUUAAUGGAAAACGACAUCCGUAUGCUUACAUACCAUUUAGCGCUGGACCAAGGAAUUGUAUAGGUAUGAAGUUCGCUAUGAUGGAGUUGAAAGUGGUGAUGUGCGGGCUGUUGCGGCGGUUCCGGUUGGAGCCGGUAACGCGGCCCGAGGAUGUGAGGUUCACCGGCGACCUGGUACUGCGGGCCGCGCACCCGCUAUACGUCCGGUUCGUCAGUCGGGACUCCAGCGACUGCUGAUGUGCGAGGUACUGCGGAGGUUCCUACUGGGGCCGGUAGCGUGGCCCACGGAUGUGGUGGAUAUCCUCGGUUUCUCCAGAAUCCCACAAGAAAUCAUCAUACCGGUCCCACCGUAUUCGAGAAAUCGGCAAAUAUACCUACCUACAUUUAAAACACUCUAAUGGCCGCAAUCAUAAACGCAUUACAAGCCUGAGUUUGCUAUGAAUCGUUUGCAUUUGUAAGAAAGGGAUAAAACAUAAUUUAACCUAUUCAGGCUCGUAAAGUUUUAUGAAUAAGGGGGUAAGACCCCGACGAAUUGAAAACCUCCUUCUAAGCGUUUAUUACACUGAUGCCGCAUCCGAUUGGGGUGAACAGAUUUUAACCUACAGUCAUGGUUCCAGUAGGAA
Cydia splendana is the source of this 2121-nucleotide messenger RNA. RefSeq names its product cytochrome P450 4C1-like. The record is from RefSeq and is a predicted model, not a curated record. The transcript is spliced from 9 exons. Bases 239 to 1735 code for a protein of 498 amino acids. Gene Ontology annotation, molecular function: heme binding; monooxygenase activity; oxidoreductase activity, acting on paired donors, with incorporation or reduction of molecular oxygen. Lineage: Eukaryota; Metazoa; Arthropoda; Insecta; Lepidoptera; Tortricidae.